AUGGCAUCAUUCAACCCAUUUGCUAGACGUGAAACUCACAGCGCCAGCUCGCUGAAUACAUACCGCGUCCUUGUACCCCUCACCUGGGCUCUGGUCGUGGUGGUCGGCGGCUACUAUUCUGUUCACUCGCCUGACGAUACCAAGAAGGGCAAAAAGAUCUGGAAGCAGGCCAAUAAGCAUAACACUCCAUUCAGCCAGAACACUACUGUAACUGGCGUUUUCUGGAUCUUCCUCCUCCUAUCUCAGCUCAGCUAUGUCUGGCACCUCUUCUCCAAGAACAGUGUCCUCGUCACGGCAGCUGCCAACGUAGCCACCCACUUUAUCCUGAACAAUCUCUUCCUCGCCGCUUGGAUCCUCCUCUGGACCCGGAACCACUUCUGGGGCGCGGAGAUCAUCCUCGUCGCUCACCUAAUCAACCAGACAGUCACCUACUGGCGCCAUCGCGGCCUACCCGCAUUCGUGCACCUGCCCGCCAUUGCCGGUCCCUAUGCCUGGACACUCACUGCGCUAUUCUGGAACGGCGCGGUUGCUGUCAACAGCCACAAUCUGCCUGGACGUAUUGUUGCUAAUAUCUUUAUCUGGUUUAUUCUUGUGAUUGGACUGUUUGAUAUUGUCCUUCGAGAGGAUUAUAUCCUUGGGUAUUGCUUGAGUUGGUUGACGCUGUCACUUGCCCUUAGACAAGUCGCUAUCAAGGUCAUUGCCCUGCAAUGGAUCUUUGCCUUUACUGUCUUUGCCGUGUUCUUGGCCGUCUCUCUUUACAUCUCCACGACCAAGUACACUGGCCGCGACAGCCUCUUCCGUCGUGUUGCCCACCCCGAGUCGGUGGACCGGGAGAGAGAGCCGCUGCUAAACGAGGGAGUGUGA
Molecule: messenger RNA, 864 nt
Organism: Penicillium vulpinum
Lineage: Eukaryota; Fungi; Ascomycota; Eurotiomycetes; Eurotiales; Aspergillaceae
Product: DUF1774 domain-containing protein
Exons: 3
Coding region: 1-864 (287 amino acids)
Source: RefSeq, a predicted model, not a curated record